This is a messenger RNA of Eriocheir sinensis (Chinese mitten crab), 1861 nucleotides long. RefSeq names its product probable glucosamine 6-phosphate N-acetyltransferase (gene Gnpnat). Gene Ontology annotation, cellular component: endoplasmic reticulum; endoplasmic reticulum-Golgi intermediate compartment; Golgi apparatus. The coding region runs from base 678 to 1340 and encodes 220 amino acids. The transcript is spliced from 7 exons. Lineage: Eukaryota; Metazoa; Arthropoda; Malacostraca; Decapoda; Varunidae. Gene Ontology annotation, biological process: UDP-N-acetylglucosamine biosynthetic process. Gene Ontology annotation, molecular function: monosaccharide binding; glucosamine 6-phosphate N-acetyltransferase activity. The record is from RefSeq and is a predicted model, not a curated record.
AUAUACAGUAAAACCCCGAUUAUCCGAAAUGGAAGGGGGGAAGCCUCUUUCGGAUAAGCCGAUUUUUCGGAUAAUCCGGAUUUAUGGCCGCCAUUUUGAUCGCCGCCGACUGACGAUGUAAACAAUGAAACCAAACAAACACACGCUACGCUAAACAAAGUAGUACGCUUAAAACAUGUGAUGUAAAUGUUUUAUUGUAUGUUUGUCUGUGUGUCUCCUUGUCUGGACCAGUGUAUGUUGAUACUUGUGAGCGUUGCAGAUCUGAAUUGUGAAUGUUGCAGAGUGCGAUUGUGAAUGGUUGUGCAAGCUUGCAAGUGUGACCUUGAUGCAUCGUGCAGGUGGAGACACAGUAUGAUGACUCAUAUUAUCGCGCAACUCGUAUGUUGGAAGGGGAAUGUGGCAUGGAGUGGAGAGGGGAGUCGUGUUUGUGUCGUUGUCUUGAGAGUACGGUGUGAGAGUAGUCGUGCAGUAGUUUGUUCGUUCGCCGCACCUACGUCCUUGCUGGGGCGAAGGUGAGCCAGUCGGGCGGAGCCGAGCAGUUCAGUGGACGCGAGCCAUCACCAGGGAAGCCUCCAGCAGCACGCCACCAGGAACAGAACAGUGCUUAGGGAGACGUGGUGUUACUCACUUAAGGAUCUCUAUCAAUUCGUAUCGUGUUCCGAGUGACUUGAGGAAACAUGGGUGCACCAGAUGUCAAAGUGGAGAACGUGGGUCCCGAAACUCAGGAGGACCCAAUGUAUGACCCGGCGUUACUCGCAGCGCUAGACUGGAGCGGCGUGACCCACAUGAAGGGGGGCGUUACCUGUCAAGCGCCCGGGCCUGGCCUAAGGGUGAGGCCCCUCUGUAAGGCGGACUACGACAGAGGAUUUCUUCAACUUCUCGCUCAGCUGACCAAAGUUGGGGACAUCUCUAGGGAAAAAUUUGAAGAGCGGUUCGAGGCGAUGCGUGCGUGCCGCGGCCACUACUACGUCACCGUGAUCGAGGACGUGGACCAGGGCAGGGUGGUGGGGGCCGCGACACUCGCCUGUGAGAUGAAGUUUAUCCGAGGGUGCGCAAAGAGAGGACGCCUGGAGGACGUGGUGGUCAGUGACCAGUACCGGGGGAAGCAGCUCGGCAAACUGAUUGUGACCACCAUCAACCUUCUGGCGUGUCAUGUUGGCUGCUACAAGCUUGGCCUGGACUGUAAGGACUCCAUGAAGCCGUUCUACUCCUCCUUGGGCUACACGAGCGAGGACGGCAACGAUAACACUAUGAUCAUACGCUUCCCUCCUCCGGCUACCCCCUCCUCAUCAAACGGCUCCCCUCCUUCUCCUCCUAGUGCAAUUCCUUCCCACCUCUGAGAAGGCGAGUGAAUAGUCCCAAUAGUUUAUAGUUACUUUAAAGGUUGUGUUACUUCCUGUUCCUGUUACUUAACCUUGAUGGUCAUUCUUCUUUCCUUUUUUUAAAAUGUUGUGAUAGCACUUACUGUACGCUUCAUGCUCGUGUAAAGUCAAUCCCUUGUAAUAGUCCCAUGCAAAAAUCCCUUGUAACUCCGAAGGCCAUGACAGGUUCCACUGAGGAGUACUCUUCACCCCCAUAACAAGUGAUAUCCAUGCAAUAGUCAAGCUCCUAAACUUGACCUUAGAAGAAUAGUUCUUAGUUCAACUUUUGCACGAGUAUGUACGGAAUGCACCAUACUGUACCAUACUUGUAAAGAAAGACGUUGUUCCUUUAGGAUAUAUAUGACAACCUUCCACUAUACUGUACCAUACUUGUAAAGAAAGACAUGUUGUUCCUUUAGGAUAUAUAUGACAACCUUCCACUAUUCUGUACCAUACUUGUAAAGACCUGUUUUUUUUUAUGAUAUAUAUGAGAGUUUGUA